UAUCUCUACUUCCUGGAUACGCGUUCACAAAAAAUACAGCCAGGCUGGAUUUGUCAUUAUUUUCUUUUUUACCGAGUUUCAAUUAACCUGCUUAUAUUUACACAAAGAGGAUUUCUUUUUACAAUGGUACAUGGUGGUUUAAUGGGUGGAAAAUACAGAUAAUGGCGUAAGGACGAGUUACUUUUAAAGAGCGCCACGUCAUUGUAAAAACACACACCCUGAUUUUAGUCCCCAGCUUUGCCUUCAAUGAGCCACUGUCUCCGUGUCUUCUGAGAUUCACUCACCCACGGAGGAGCGGUCAACAAGCGGGUCAACAUGACGGCGUCUAACUGGGGUCUCAUCAUGAACGUGGUGAACAGCAUCGUGGGAGUCAGUGUGCUCACCAUGCCCUUCUGCUUCAAACAGUGUGGGAUUGUUCUGGGAACCCUCCUGUUGUUCUUCUGUUCGUGGAUGACCCACAAGUCCUGCAUGUUUCUGGUAAACACAGCAAGCAACACCAAAAGACGGACCUACGCAGGACUUGCCUUCCAUGCUUACGGGAAACCAGGAAAAACUGUGGUGGAGCUGAGCAUGAUCGGUUUGAUGUUGGGCACCUGCAUUGCCUUCUACGUCGUGAUAGCUGACCUGGGCUCGAAUUUCUUCGCUCAGCUGUUGGGUUUACAGGUGACGGGCAGUUUCCGCGUCCUGCUGCUGUUCGCCGUGUCUCUGUUCAUUGUCCUCCCUCUGAGUCUGCAGAGGAACAUGAUGUCUUCCAUCCAGUCCUUCUCCGCCAUGGCGCUCAUGUUCUACACCUUCUUCAUGUUCACGAUAGUGUUGUCGUCUCUGCGCUACGGCAUAAUCUCAGGCUCCUGGGUGGAGCGGGUUCACCUGUGGCGCUUGAACGGCGUCAUUCAGUGCCUGCCCAUUAUCGCCACAACCUUCUGCUGUCACCCGCAGGUGCUGCCAACCUACGACAGCCUGGACGAGCCCUCCGUCAAACGCAUGAGCACCAUCGUCACCUCGUCCCUCAACGUAGUCACCAUCUUCUACAUCACUGUGGGUUUCUUCGGAUACGUUAGUUUCACCGACGAAAUCGCUGGCAACGUGCUGAUGAACUUCCCGUCCAACCUGGUGACGGAGAUGAUCCGCGUCGGCUUCAUGAUGUCUGUGGCCGUCGGAUUCCCCAUGAUGAUCCUGCCCUGCCGCCAGGCCAUCAACACCAUGCUGUUUGAGCAGCAGCAGAAGGACGGGACGUUUGCCGGCGGAUACAUGCCUCCUCUGCGCUUCAAGGUGAUCACCCUCUGCAUCGUGUUCGGCACCAUGCUGGGAGGCAUCCUCAUCCCCAACGUGGAAACCAUCCUGGGUCUGACUGGAGCCACUAUGGGCAGCCUCAUCUGCUUCAUAUGCCCCGCUCUCAUCUACAGAAAGAUCCAGAAGAAUGGCUUCAUCUCUCAGCUGGUGCUCUGUGUGGGCCUGGGCAUCCUGCUGGUCAGCACCUUCACCACCCUCUCAAUAUCGGCCAGAGGCCCGGCCACCAAGGUCUCCCCCCCCCCUCCAGCACCUGGGAAGAUCAUCCUGCAUCUACCGGACAUUCCUGAAACUCACGAAAAUCAUUCAAUCAAGAAGCCAGUGGAGAUGGCAAAACCUGACCUUCCACCUGUAGAGGCGGCCCGACCCGUCGAGAGGGACCCCCCCGAGGCUCCGCAGAUUAAAGGACCGGUGGAGCUACCAGAGAAGGAGGAGGAGGAGGUGCAGUUGGACCGCCCUGACGCCGGUGUUGCGGUGCCAGAAGGCGAGGCCCACCGCCAUGAGCCCCCCAUCCCACAUGACGCCGUGCCAGUGGACACAAGGAAGAACAACGCAGAGCUGGAGGAGGACCAGAAAGCACCGGAAGAACCAAAAGAAAAUGAAAAGCAAGUUUUAGGGCACUCUGAGGAGCUGGAGGGCAAGAAAGGCGACAACAAUGGAGACAAAGUGAAGCCUGUAAAGGAUAUCGUGGGCAAAGAGGAAGUGGAUCUGGGCGGAGGGGAAGUCCGGUCCAAUGAGGUGUUGGAGAAGCCGGUUGCAGAGGAAGACAAAAAGCAAGACGUUCCCCCGCUGAAGGAAAGUGAGAAGCUCGACCCGGUGAAAGAUCCUCUCCAAGGGAACGCAGCCGAGUUGGGGGAUAAAGCUGGAAAAGCUCCGGACGCUGCUGGAAAACCUCCACUUGCUGAAGGAGAGCAUCAUGCUGCAGACAGGGCUCCAGGGGCCGAGAGCAAAGACACAGCGGACGAGAAGAUGGACGUGAUCAAAAAGCUGGUUGCAGAGGGCCAGCUGGACCACGCCGUGCUGCUGCAGGUGAUCAAGGAGCAGCAGGAGCAGCAGAAGAGACUCCUGGACCAGCAGGAAAAACUCCUGCAUGUCAUCGAGGAGCAACACAAGGAGAUCCACCAGAGACUGCCUGGUGCUGAAGGUGAGGCGGAGAAAAGCGUCCAGGAGGGGGCGGAAGGUGAAGCAGCAAAGCCCAUAGAGUCCAACCUGGAACCGGACGUGAAGCCGGACAAGGAGGCGGCCGGAGCUGCAGAGCCUCCCGUCCAGAAACAAGAGCAGGCUGCUGAGGAGGAGGUUCCUCAAGCAGCUGCUCAGGCGGCUUACAAAGAGGACGGCCAUGGAAAAGAACCCCAUACGCAGAAGGAGCUGGGGGCCAGGGGGGUGCCGCUGGGAGAGAAACAACCCAUUGAGCGUCAGCCUGUACCUCACAAUGAGAAGGCAGCUCAAGUUGUAGAAGAAGAAAGAAGCCUAGAUAAAGAAAAUGAAAAAAUAGCAAAAGAAGUCCAGGCAAUAAUUGAGCUUGAGAAAGACUUAAAGGAAAAGAUGGCCGAAGAGAAGUUAGAGAAGGAGAGGGUGGAGAAAGAAGUGCAGGAGAGGGUGGAGAAAGAACGGCUGGAGAGGGAGAGGAGGGAGAAGCUGGCCAGAGAGCAGGAGCUGGAGAGGGUGGAGAAAGAAGUGCAGGAGAGGGUGGAGAAAGAACGGCUGGAGAGGGAGAGGAGGGAGAAGCUGGCCAGAGAGCAGGAGCUGGAGAGGGUGGAGAAAGAAGUGCAGGAGAGGGUGGAGAAAGAACGGCUGGAGAGGGAGAGGAGGGAGAAGCUAGCCAGAGAGCAGGAGAGGGAGAGGGAGAGGGAGAGGGAGAGGGAGAGGGCGGCGAAGGAGAAACUAGACACGGAGAAGGCUGCAGCAGAGAGACUAAAGCGGGAGAUGCACAACAAUGAAAUAGUGGAGGGAGUGAAGAUGGAGAAGGCUGAGGAGAGGAAAGCCCAGAUGGAAGACAGAAAGGCAGCGCAGGGAGAAGCUUUGAAGAAAGGAGGACGAGACCUCAAAGAGAAAGCUCAGGAGGAGGAGGAGGGGGCCGUCAAAGCUCCGGGCUCCCAGGAGAAGGUCAGGGGCCAGGGAGAGAUAGAUCUGAGGAGGAGGCGCCGAGCACUGGGAACCAGAGGAGCUGGAGGGUCCAGGGGGGUGCCGGGCCUGGAGCCCCUGCUGGAGCUGGGGGGCUCCGACCUGCACGUGGCCCUGGAGGAGCAGCUGCUGGCCGGGGCCAUGGUGCACUCGCGGCAGAUUAAGCAGGUCCCCGAGGACGAAAGAGCUAAAUGAAACACAUUCUCACUCCAGCACAAACUUCUCUCUGUGGACCACGAGACCGGUGCCUCACAUCCUUUCCUGCUUCAAGAAGAUAUGGACAAAGAGGGAAAACUUCUAUUCCUUCAUACUGUGUACUCUGGAGAAGCACAACGUUUAUUAAAGAGCAAAGUACAUGUAAAUAUUAACUUAUCUUUGUCUUUAGGGAGGAGGGUUAUGAAGAGGUUGCUGUUGAAAUGUAUGUAAAUCUAUGCAAAGACCCUUCUGUAAAGUGUUCAGAAAGCCUGGAUGUAUUAUUGUUUGUCUUUAGGCGUUGUCUCCUGGGCUGCUUUUAUGUUUAGUUUGUGUUUAUCUGUUACUCCAAGAUGUACAUAAUGUAAUAUUUCAACUUUCAAAUGGAAGUUGGUGAAUUCAGCCUCAGAGCUAUGAGGUUUAUAAACUGUGGACGAUGGAGGAGCUCGAUCCCGAGUUACAAAUCAUCCCACCUUCGAUACCUGUUCCUUUUUGGUUUACGAGUGCCUUCUAAUCCACAUGCUGCCGUUUGUUCCCUCAACGUGUGCUUUAACUCCUACUGCAAAGAGAACAGUAAUCAUGAGGAAAUGAUAUUAUAUUAAGGACAAUGAAAGAAAAUGGAUCCCCAGAAAUUCCUCCAUCGGGCGGCACAUGUUGGACCUUUGCUUUGUACAAGAAACUAUGUUCUAUUUUUCUAUGUGCAUUGUAUUUCUGUACAUUUUGCUGAAAAUAUUAAAUAAAAACAUCUAUAUUACA
Molecule: messenger RNA, 4359 nt
Organism: Gymnodraco acuticeps
Lineage: Eukaryota; Metazoa; Chordata; Actinopteri; Perciformes; Bathydraconidae
Gene: slc38a10
Product: solute carrier family 38 member 10
Biological process (GO): amino acid transmembrane transport
Molecular function (GO): amino acid transmembrane transporter activity
Source: RefSeq, a predicted model, not a curated record